Molecule: messenger RNA, 7161 nt
Organism: Closterium sp. NIES-65
Lineage: Eukaryota; Viridiplantae; Streptophyta; Zygnematophyceae; Desmidiales; Closteriaceae
Source: the annotation of a GenBank genome assembly
AUGUUUCCAAUCUCCCACCAACACGUUCAACUCAACCAACCCCUUGACAUCGUCUCCUCUCCGUCCCCCUUCUCGCUUUUCAUCCCUCCAACCACCACCCCAACAGUGCUUCUUCUUGCAACACCGAUUACCACACCCCCACAAGCCGCUGCGACCGCUGUUUCCGCUGGAAACUCAAGGACCGCCGCGGCAGCGCUCCUAGCACGCUCCGCAAUCCCCGGGCCAACACCCAUCGCCAACAUCCCCCUCUUCCCCGCCGCCUCUCCCGCCGCCGCCAUAAACGCAGGAGCUGGCGGGAGUGACGUCACUCAUCCCGCUUCCGCUGCCGCCUCCCCCUCCGCCUCCCCCAGUACAGCUUCCGCUGCUCCUCACAUACCAUCCGCCCCCGCCGGCACUCCUUCAGCCAUCCUUCCGCUUCCGCUUACCGCCAUAGUCCCCGCCAAGAAAACCGCUACAGCUGCGGCUGUAGCGCCCGCGCCUGCGCAGGGCUCCACGUCACCGCCGCCCAAAUCCCCUCCCGCCAUGACUCGUGGCGGAACGGCAGGCGCGGUCAGCUUGGAGCGCGCACCGGUAGGGGCGGAGAUUCUUCUGAACGCCGUGAAGGCCGCGGGGCUGCGCGCGCGCGCGAGCGCGUGCGUGUUUGACGCGGAGAAGCGGACAUUCGAGCUGGUGGCGGGGCUGAGUACACUAAUUGCGCUCAACGCGACGGACGCGUGGGCGCCUCCCAUUGGUCGGAAGGUGCUGACGAACGACUGCCAGUUCUUGAUCGACGCCACGUGUCAAGAUGUCACGCCCACUGGAGGAUGCGACGACCACAACGAAUGCACGACUGACACGUGUGUGCCUGCCAACCCAGCCACAUGUUUGCCUUAUCCCGACUGCCUCUUAGCAGGCCCGUCCUGUUCCUAUACCGCGUCCCCUGGUAGUGAAACGAACCCAGCUUGCAUCGCGCCGCCAACUCCCCCGUCUGCGCCUAAGGACUCAGUUUCGUCCGCUUCCGCCAAUGUAUCCGCGGGCGGUGGCGGAAGCGGGGACGAGGGGGAAGACGGCGGAAGCGGAGAAGGCGAGGGGAAAGACGGUGAAGGGGGGAAGAACGCGGGAAGUGCGGAUUCGGAUGCGGAGGGGGGAGAGAAGGGCGCGAGCGGGGAAGGGGAGCAAAGCGGCUCAGACGACACGUCUGCUUCGGUUGGCGGCGAUGCUUCUAACGAGGAUUAUACCGGAGAUAAUAACGAGGACGGGUCAGACGACACUAUCGAGAUCGUGGGAACCAUGCCGCCGCCUCGCAGCGCGUGCAUCUUCAUCCCCAAUAAGAACCGCUUCAUGAUCCGCUUAAAGAACCGCUUCCGCGUCCGCCUCUCCGCAAGCGACGCGUGGACGCCGCGGCCCGGGCAAGUCGCCAUGACCGGUAAUUGCCGGUUUAUAAUCGACUCGGCGUGCGGGGUGGUGGGGAGGCCGGGGGGGUGCGACGACGGGGACGAAUGCACGGACGAUUACUGUCUAUGGCAGGGCGGGAAUAACACUCUCGGGAGUUGCACGCCGUUCCCGUCGUGCUUCUAUGAGAGCGCGCGGUGCGAGAGGCGUGUGAAGGAGGAGUGCGUGGGGAGAGUGGAGGCAGGAGGAGGGGGAGGGGGAGCGGGAGGGGGGCAAGUGGGGGAUGGGGGGUUUGCGGCGGGUGGCGGAAAGGGGAUUCGGACGGUGACUAGUGCCGGUGCUGCCGUGACUGGCGGAGCUGACGGCGCUGGCGGCGGCGAUGGUGGUGACAGCAGGAGUGACACAGGGGCGGGUGAGACUAAAGCUAAUGGCAACAGCACAGCCACUGACGGAAAGGAGAGCGGCGGCAGUAAUGGCCGCGGCGAUGGCAGCGGUGAUGGCGGCGGCGAUGGCGGCGGCAUGAGCACGGAGGAUAUCGAGGCGUUGGAGGAGGAAGCACUAGCGCAGCGGCAGGCGCACGGGCAAGGGGCGCAGCAGGAUUCCCCGGCAGACCAGGACGAUUCACCAAACUCGGCAGAAUCAGGCUCGGAGGACCCGGACUUCCUCGCCCCGCGCCUGCGCGCCCCGCUCCCCCGCCCCGCGUGCCUAUUCCGCCCGAAGCAGGGCCUGUUCAUCCGCGUGGAGGGCUGGCCGUUCUCCGCGCGCCUCUCCCGCGCGGACGCGUGGGCACCGCCCCCCGCCGCCACGACCCUUUCCGGCGAUUGCCGCUUCGAGCUCGACUCGUUCUGCUCGGUCGUGUCGCGCGUCGCGCGCGGGUGCGACGACGGCGACGCGUGCACGCUCGACACGUGCGCUUGGGCGGGACGCGCGAACCGCGUCGGCAGCUGCGAACCGUUCCCGUCGUGCUUCUACUCCUCCGCAUUCUGCGUGCACACGGACCUUUGCGGAAGGGUGGGGGGAAACCACACGCGCGCGCGGGGAGGGGUGGUGAAAGAAACGAUGGUGGGUGGUGGAGGCGUGGGGGGGAAUUCAGAUGCGGGGAGCGGUGGUGGUGCUGCCGCUGACGGGACUGACGCUGAUGCUGACAGUGAUGGUGAUAGCACUGAUGCUGAUGGUGCUGUUGAUGCCAACGCUGGUGCGGAUGGUGAUGGUGAUGGGGAUGCUGACGAGGUGAAUGACCCUUACUCCGAUCCUCCGGAUCAGGAAUGGCCCAACUUCCAGAUCUACCCUCCCCCCAAAACUGGUUUGGUGGUGGAAUCUUCACAGAACCUUCCCUCUGGCGAAGGAGGAGGAAUGUCCGACGCAACCGCCCCGACCACCACGCAAGACGUGCUCCGCACGCUUUCCCAGCCUAUCCCCUUUACAGACACCUCCGUUUCAGGCUCUUUCAACGUGUACCAUUUCGGCGCACUGGGCGACGGGCAGAACAACGAUGGCGAGGCUAUUGAGGCAGCUUUUAACGAAGCAUGCAAGUGGGCGCGAAACAAUAACGCCAAAGCAACGGUCACGAUUCCUGCUGGAGCUGAUUUCCUCACCACCCCCAUGGUAUUUUCGGGGCCCUGCGGGCCAGGUGUCAUCUUCUUAUUGGACGGGAGGAUUCUGGCUCCAAACAUGCCCGUUUCUUCCUACCAAUCGGCUUACAGUGUGGUGGCGCAUCUUUUUUUUGACCGGGUGACCGGGCUGACCGUGACGUCGUCCGGGCAGGGCAGGCAGGCAGGGAGUUUUGACGGGCAGGGGCUGGAGACAUGGCGAGAACAUUUGUCGCUCGGGCAGCCAGACUCAUAUGCCCGACCAAAGGGAUUGUCUUUCCAAAAGUGUGAUAAUCUCGUUAUAGAGCAGAUUACUGUACGGAACCCGCCUGAGAUGCACAUCAGCAUACAGGAGUGCAACAAUGUGAUUGUACAGGAGGUGACUGCAAUGAGUCCGUACAACAGCCCUGGCACUGACGGGCUGCACCUGGCCGCUGCAACGAAUGUGAUUAUAAGGAACUGCAGGAUGCACACGGGCGGCAACGGCAUCGCUAUAGUGGAUAAGAGCGCCAAUAUCAGCAUCAGCCGUGUGUUCAGCUCCGCUGGCCGGGGAAUCAGAUUCAGUAGUACCCUACCACCGCCAACAUCAGCGUCAGCCAUGUGUUCAGCUCAGCUGGCCGCGGCAUCAGGUUUGGAUUCCACCACCCCUCUCUUGUCUCGCCUCCUUCAGAUCUCUCACUUUCCCCAAACCACCAACCCACCUUCCCUAAUUCCACCUUCCGCUUUUCUCCCCUCCCUACCCCCUGACAGCAUAUUCAAUCUCGGCCGGGACCACUUCACGGCGUGUGUAACGAAUGUGACUGUAAAGAACGCGACGGUGUACGGAGGGAGGAACGCGCUGCGCAUAAGCACGUUCCAGGGCGGCAGGGGGUGCGUCUCCAACGUGCACUUUGCUGACGUGGAGGUCAUCGAGACAACCGAACCAAUUAAAAUCGACCAGGCUGGCGCGAAGAUCCAAUCGCAUGAUGACACGUCAGAUGUAGGUGAGGGAGAGAGGGGGGUUGGGGAGGAGGGGGGGGAGGAGGGGUCUGGGCUGACUGCGGUGGAGAGCGGUGAGGGUGGUGAUAGUAACGGGAGUGAGAGUAGUGGGGUGGGAGGGAGAGAGAACGGGGAGAUUGAUACUGGGAGGGCAGGGGAGGAGGAUGAAGUGCCUCCGUUGCAAGCUAAAGAGGCGACAGGAAGUGACACGGGAGGAGGAGAGGAGGGGGGAGAGAGUGGAGCGAGCAAAGGGGGAGAGAGUGGAGAGGAGGGUGGGGAUAGUGAAGGAGGAAAGGGAGGAGAAAGUGGAGGAGGAGAUGGUGGGGAUGACGGGGGAGGGAGUGGAGAGAAUGGAGGUGAGAGCAGUGAGGGGAAGGAGGGUGACAGCAAGGAGGGUGCAGCAUCGAGCAAGCAGGAGGAGGAGAAGAAGAGGAGGGAGGAGACGCUGAAGCGAGUGAGGGAGGCGAAGAGCAAGAGGGAGGCACUGCGGCAAAAGUGGAGGGAGGCGAGGGCGAAACGAGGCGGAGGGGUGGCGAAGCCGACCCAGGUGGACGGGGAUGGGGCUAAGGUAGCGGAGGGGAGUGGGGAAGGGAGUGAGGGAGGAGGGAGUGAGGGAGGAGGGGAGGAAGGGGGCCAGGGCAGCAGUGGAGGAGAGUCAAGCGGCUCUAGCACCCCCAGUGGUGGGGGUGGAAGUGAUGGCGGUUCAUCCCAAAAGCCCAGUGGGACUGGUGGGUCGAGUGACGGAGGAAAGGACGAUGGUGGCACCAGUGCUGGUGGUGAUGGUGAUAGUGGGUCUGGAUCAGCGGAAGGAGAGCAAGGGGGGGACAGCAGUUCGGGUACGCAGGCGGGUGGAGGAGAGGAGGGAGGAGGAGAGGAGGGAGGAGGAGAGGAGGGAGGAGGGGAGGGUGCAGGAAACGAGGGUGCAGGGGACCAAGGGACGGACUAUACCGCGGACGACACCAGUGACGACACCAGCAGCGGAGGUGAUUAUAACGCGGAUGGAGGCGCAGAGGGGGAGGAGGGAGGUGGGGGAGACGGAGGAGGGGGAGAGGGAGGAGAGGGCUCCGAUGGGUCGGGAAUAGAUCCGUACGACCCUCUAGGCUCAUCAGCGUCUGGUGGUAAUGGUGGGAGUGGUGGUAGUGGUGGUAACAGUGCUAAUAGUGGUUAUGGUAGUGGUGGUGGUGGUGGUGGUGGUGGUGGUGGUGGUGGCAGUGGUGGCGGCAGCGCCAGGCAAGGGGGCAGCAACAGCGGUAGCAGCGGGAAUGUGCAGGAUGGAAUAUCAUUGGGAAGCCGCACCAGCAGGAGUGGCACCGGCAGCACUGGCGGCACUGGGGGAAAUAGGAGUCCCGAGGAGGUUGUUGGGGCCACUGGUGGUGGCACAGGUGGUGGCACUGGCGGUGGCACAGGCAGGUACGGCGGAAGCAAAAGGCCUGAUUACUCCUCGCGUGAGACCCCUUCUGGACCUUCAGGUGGCUUUUCAGGUGAUUCCUCAGGUGAUUCUUCUGGAGAAGGCUCCUCAGGAGACUCAGCACUAGAAAUCGACCCGUAUGAUCCGCUGGCUUCGGUUGAAAAGGGAGCGACAGGAGGCGGAGGAGGAGGAGGAAGGGGAGGAAGCAGGGGUGGUGAUGGCACUGCCAGUGGCAGUAGCAGCGAUGAUACUGGCUCAAGCAGUCAUGGCGCAGGCAAGGGGAGCAGCAGCGGAGGGGGCAGCUGGAGAGGCAGAGGCAUGCCGAAUGACCCGUGGCGAGGUGCUGGGGGAGGGAACACGCUGGGAGGCGGAGGGAAUGGUGGGAGUAAGGGCAGCAGCGGGGGGCAGAGUGCGAGUGGGGUGCAGAAGGUUGGGAAGAGCAGCGGAAGUGGCAGCACUAGCGACAGCAGCAGUGGUGGUGACGAGGAGGAGGGGGGAAGCAGUGGGAGUGAGAGCAGUGGUGGCACUGCAGGGAUGAAAGGGAGGAACCAGCACGGGGGGAUAGGAUCGAACAAGGUCGGCCCGAUGCCAGAUGAUAAGACCACAGGGGGAAAGCACAAGAGCCAUAGCUCUGCUCCCAGCAGCGGUGAUUCCCCCAGCAGCAGCAGCAGCAGCAGCAGCAAUGACUCCCUGAGCAGCAGUGGUGGUUCGUCCGGCUCCUCCUCUUCACCUGCGCCUGAUGCGAAUUCUGAAGGGGAUGGUGGGGACGGUGGGAGCGAAUCAGGUGGUGACACGCCGGAUGCUGGUAAUGCAGGAGGGGAGGGGGAAGGCGGAAGCAGCGAUGGGGGCAGUGGGGGGGGCAGUGGCAGUGGAGGGGGGUUCGUGGGGCACAAGGAGAGGCAGGAGAAGGCAAGGCGGGAGAAGGAGCGGCAGGGGCAGCACCUGGGGUACAAGGAGAGAGGGGGUGCUGGGGAGACUUCUCCUUCGGGCGGAUCCAGUGAUAAGAACAGUGAUACCUCCUCAAACUCCUCUUCUGAUUCCUCUUCUGAUUCCUCUUCUAACUCCUCGAGUUCUUCGCCCGAUUCCUCAUCCAAUUCCUCUUCGAGUUCGUCGUCGGAUUCUGGAAAGGCGGAUUCGUCAGGUGAUGAGGCUGCUUCAGAGGGUGGUUCUUCGGAUGCAGCUGGGGGGACCGAGGGUGCUGGUUCGGGGGAGGCGGGGGGGAAGGGGACGGGUGGAAAGAAUGAGACCGUGGACGCGGGUGGGGAGAAGGGGGGUGAUGCAGGCGACGAGGGCUCAGGAGAGGGGGAGAAUGAACAGGAGGGGGAAAAGGGGGGUGGUGAGGGAGGGAGUGCGGGAGGAGAGGAGGCAUCACAGGAUGGGCAAGGGGACAAGGGGACGGAUGGGACAGAAAAAAGCACGGCAGAGGAAGGGAGUGGCGAACAGGUAGAGGAAGAGCAACGAGCAAAAAACACCACGAGCAGUGGGGAGGUGAAGAGCGGAGGAGGAGCAGAUCCGCCCACUGGGAGCAGUGAGGAGAAGGUGACAGGCGAUGGAGGGGAGAAGGAAGGGGAGGCAAGUAACACCACAAGCAGUGAGGAGGAGAAGGGGGCAAGUGAUGGAGGGGUGAAGGAAGGAGAGACGAAAAACACCACAAGCAGUGAGGCGGUGAAAAGCGGAGGCGUAGUCCCGCCCACGAGCAGUGAUGAGGAGAAGGUGGCAAGUGAUGGUGUAGCAGAGUCCCCCAACGGGAGCACUCAGACAACUCAGGCAACAGUUCUGCUAGUUCGGACUCGAACCCGGAAACUGACAAAUUAG